UUCUUCUCUCUGUUUAGUUUCUUUUUCACACUCUCUCGCUUGGCCCCGCACAUUUGCUUGCCAGAGGGCAUGUAAUGUGUUUAUCUUUGUAAACAUAUGUUUGUAUGUUACCGUGUUUGUGUACAUGCUGGCUUCAGGGCAGCAAGCUGAUAUAUAAGCACAGCCCUCAGUCAGGUGCUUUUUUCUCUUGCUUGCUAACCAUGAACACACUGCCAGGCUUUUCUGGAGCCAGGAUCUCAGGUUGCUGGGCUUUAAGGGCAGACAGCAGUGGGGGAGGUGAAGGCUCUCUGGACAGGCUUCUCCCAUCUGUCAACACAGCACUUUCACCACGCAAACGUACCACCAGUCAGUGCAAAUCAGAACCCCCGCUGCUUCGCACAAGCAAACGAACCAUCUACACAGCUGGUCGUCCACCCUGGUACAAUGAACAUGGCACACAGUCCAAAGAAGCAUUUGUUAUUGGUCUUUGCGGAGGAAGUGCUUCUGGUAAAACAACAGUAGCCCGGAAGAUAAUUGAAGCUUUGGAUGUUCCAUGGGUUGUGCUCCUGUCAAUGGAUUCCUUUUACAAAGUACUUUCAGAUGAAGAGCAGUUGCUGGCUGCAAGCAAUGACUAUAACUUUGACCACCCAGAUGCAUUUGACUUUGACCUGCUUGUCUACACACUCCAGAAACUUAAACGGGGCAAGAGUGUGAAGAUCCCAGUGUAUGACUUCACCACACAUGGCCGUCAGAAAGAGUGGAAAACUGUGUAUGGUGCCAGUGUUAUUAUAUUUGAAGGGAUCAUGUCCUUUGCAGAUAAGGAGUUGUUGAAGUUGUUGGACAUGAAAAUAUUUGUGGAUACCGAUUCUGACAUACGGCUAGUACGGAGGCUUAGGAGGGACAUCUCAGAGAGAGGCAGAGAAAUUGAAGGAGUUAUAAAACAGUACAACAAAUUUGUAAAGCCUGCCUUUGAACAAUAUAUAGAACCAACCAUGAGACUAGCAGAUAUUGUUGUGCCUCGAGAGCUGAGAAGAAAUGCUCCACGCACCCACCGAAGAGGCAAACUUGCAUCCCAGCAUCCAAAACUGUCUUUGUCUGGCCAAAUUCUCAAGAAGUAUCGCCUUAUCCAUAGGGUUCAUGAGUUUGGCCUGACUUACAAAACACUGACAGAAAAAAUACCAAAACAAAGGAAGCCUAGGUUCCUCCAGACCAUAUCCCUAAGUGUUCACAGUUUUUUGGAAAACAAUGCAAGGAUGACAACAGACAAGCAAGACACCAUUACCAGGAAAAAAGUAAAAUGUCAAAGGAUUAUUCUAAACGACACAUUGCAAAACCUUCACAUUGCAUUUGUCCAGCAAAACCCAAACAUUAGACUUAGUUACUCGUCCUUCUGUGCAUUGCGUCCAUUUCACAUUACACCUCCAAGAGCCUCAGACCGAAACACGUCAGUGUCUGUACCAUGAGAAUGCAACACUGAUGCUUGAGGUCCUGAAGUCAUUCCAUGCUUUAACAACCAGCAAACUUGAAGAGAGUUUCCAACUUGUACUGUAUGUUGUUCUCCAGCAAACGAAUCUUGUCUUUUACGUACCUGCACCCGAUGUCUGAACAAAUUUUCAGUUCUUUCUCCAGAGCAAGGGAAAACACAAGUGGAGUGGAAGCAGUGGAAGCGUAUUGAGGAGGGAACAGAAGAUGGGGCGCACUUUCACACCAAACUUGUGAAACACACUGGCACUCUUUCAGAGCUUAUGAUUCUCUACCAAGACAAACUAAGAAAUGUGACAACCACCCAUGUCCACUCAGUUCAUAAUCAAACCAAGGAUUACAGGAACAUGAUAACAAAUUGUGAUGAAACCACUGUUAUUGUUCAUGUUGACUUCUCUGAGGCCUGGAAAUGUAAAUACAGUUCAGAAGUACAAUCCUGUCACUAUGGGCAAAACCUUCCGCAGCUCACAAUUCAUACAGGCAUGUUCUACACCAAACAUGAAAAGGUAGGAUUCUGCACGGUCUCAGAGUCCAAGCGCCAGGAUGCUGCAGCCAUCUGGACCUAUAUGGAUUAAAUCCUGACAGGCAUUCAUGCAAGAUUUCCAAAGAUUAACACUGUUCACUUUUGGUCAGAUGGUCGAAGCAAACAUUAUAAAAAUAAAAAGAACUUUCAUCUCCUCUGUGCUGUCCCUCCCCAAAAGGGAUUCAAGAAUGCAACGUGGAAUUUCAUUCCUACUUCACAUGGCAAGGGUGCCCCAGAUGGCAUUGGGGCAACAGUUAAGAGGUGUGCAGACAGUAUUGUGCUGAGAGGUCAGGACAUUGUGGAUGGCAGAGCAUUUUAUGAGAUGGUAUCCAGCAGCCUAAGUGGUGUCAAGCUACAAUACGUUACCAGUGAUGAUUUUCAGUCCUAUGACACUCCUCAUGCCACCCCUGAAAACCAUUCCUGGAACAAGGAAGAUUCAUCAAGUUGUAGCUAAAGGGAACAUCAUCCAUUGUAGAAACAUUUCGUGUUCUUGCAAUGAGCCACAGAUUUGCCAGUGUUUCAGUCCUGUUACUCACACUUUGGAUGGCAUCCCUCAAGACCCAGAUGAAGGACCCAGACAGAGUCCUCUGGCAAUGCUGAUGGAGGCCAUGGAGAAAGAGCCUAGCAGAGAACCUGAGGGCACAACAACUGGGAUAGGCCCCGGUGAUACUCAGAGUGGAGACUGGCUUGUUGUCAUGUACUGUAUGAACAGAAUUGGUGGCUGGCUAAAGCCUUAACAAUUGACCCAGAGCAUCAAGAUGUUCAAGUUGAAUUUUUUCACCCUCAUGGGCCAAAUGUUUGUUUUCAGGAAAAAACAAGGACGGCGGAUGUCUGCUUUGUGCCGUUUACAGAUAUUCUAGUCAAGCUGAAUGAGCCAUCAUCACCCGUCCGUACAAGCAGCACCAGGGACAUAUAUAACAUAUCAGCAGAGGUCAUGGAUUUCAUAGAAGAGCAACACUUGAAUCGUCUGUUGCCUGGUGUUUAAACUCCAUCGACUGCCUUGAGAAGUCAAAUGUUACGUUUUUAUAACCGUUUAGCAAUAUUUUAAAGGUUUAGUUGUCAUUUUGACUAUGGUUGAUUUGAAUUAGUUUAUAUACUUUAUAAGGAGCAUAUAUUUGAAGCUGUUGUGGACUUUACAAUGGGGGUUUAUUUCUUUUUCUAUUGCCUGUAAAGUCCAUCUACUCCCAUUAGAUGAAAAAUUGGUUAUAUAAUGUGUUUUCUUCAUAUCUUGCAAUGUUAUGAUAUUUGUGAGAGGUCAAUGUUCCUAUUGAAUGAAAUAUUUUUCUGUUUCUUACAAGUUUGUCACCACCUUCAGUUUUGUGUCAACACUGAUGAUGCCUUGUCAACUCCGUCAGAAUGAUAUAUUGUUGUUUUUUUUAUAA
This is a messenger RNA of Tachysurus vachellii, 3366 nucleotides long. It is a transcript of the gene uckl1b, whose product is annotated as uridine-cytidine kinase 1-like 1b. Gene Ontology annotation, molecular function: kinase activity; ATP binding. The transcript is spliced from 7 exons. Bases 105 to 1442 code for a protein of 445 amino acids. Gene Ontology annotation, cellular component: cytoplasm. The record is from RefSeq and is a predicted model, not a curated record. Lineage: Eukaryota; Metazoa; Chordata; Actinopteri; Siluriformes; Bagridae.